Messenger RNA from Thermothelomyces thermophilus ATCC 42464, 1462 nucleotides. RefSeq lists its product as uncharacterized. The record is from RefSeq and is a predicted model, not a curated record. The coding region runs from base 200 to 1153 and encodes 317 amino acids. Lineage: Eukaryota; Fungi; Ascomycota; Sordariomycetes; Sordariales; Chaetomiaceae. The transcript is spliced from 2 exons.
CCUUUGUUUGUCUCUAGCAUGUCGCCAUUCCAUCGCAGAACCGCUCAAAUUCUCAGCCUUUUAAGUUUGGUCAUUGACUUCAUUCGAGUUCCAGAGAAAGCGCGACUUCUCUCCGUUGCAGUUCUUCAACUUGAGCUACACCACACCGCCAACCCCCCCCCCCCCAAAAAAAAAAAAAAAAAAAAAAAAAAAAGAAAUCAUGGCUUCGUCCGUUUUCCACCAGGCUCGCCCUCCCAGUCCGCCGGUACCGCUUCCUUGCGUCCCGGGUCCCAAAUUAGCCCCCUUUACCCGGAAUGCUUACGCCGAUAUUGAGUUCAUCAAGUUUCUUGGUCGCGAGAACGACGUGGACUCUCUGGUCUGGAAGGUCAAAAUCAACAAAGCUGGGCCCUUUGCCCUCAAGUUAUUUUACUUCUGGCACUGGAACUUUCUCCGCAAGAACCAGGGCGGUGACCUCACGAGGCCGCUCGCCGGCCCGCAGCUCUAUGUCGACUACUUUGACCCGUUCAACUGUGAGUGCCGUGCCUAUGGCCGACUCAAGGAGGAAAAGCGCGAGGAUCUGGCCGUCAGGGCCCUCGGCUAUCUCCUUCUCACCCCCCAGCAGGAAAUCGACUUGGCCCGGAGGGUCAUCGGUCGGUCCACGCCGCCCCCCUCCGCCAACGCCGCCACUCUGGAUGGCGACAAUUUCUGGGGGCGGCACGAGCAGCAUCGCGGAUUGCCCGUCCGGGCCAUCGUCAAGGACCUCGUCGCCAGCAAGGCUCCCGACCCCGCGCAGGCCGCGGGCCCGUGGGUGGACCUGCAAGCCCUCCACUCGCUGGGCAUAUUCGUGAAGGACACGCACGGCGGCAACUACCUAAACGGGAAGCUCGCCGACUUCAGCCGCUCGUGGACCAUGUACCACCCGGCCUUGGACCAAAUCGGCGCCCGCAAACUAAGAAGCCUGAUGCUGGACGAGCUGCAGCAACUGCUGGACUAUUACUACGACGGGGCGGACGAUUCGACAGUCAUCCCUCAAGACCUUGAGGCUUUCUGUUCGGGAUACCUUGACCGGUAUAGGAAUUUUCCGAAGGCGUACAACUGGCUCAAAUGGGAGAAGAACGCCGACGCGGCAAAGGCGUACGUGGAACAAGGGCUGUUUGAGAGGGGGGCUCACUGACAUCCAGGCGCUGCCGUGGACGUUUUGUAAUACAAGAUUAUCUAGAGGAUAUCGGGAGCAUAGCGGCUGGACAUUUAUUCAUCGUGGAGUUUACGUGGAACCCUUGUACGCAUCCUAGACAAAAUGACCAUACACCUGAAACCUGGCAGAGCAAGUCACCAGCAGUUUCACCAGAGGACGGGAAGGUCCGGGUAGAGGAAAUGGCAGGUCAAGGACGAAUUCAAAUUUCUUUCUGUGUUCCUCCUAGGUACUGUAGCUCUGUGCGUAGUGAUAAUCUCUUCUAAGCCGAGUUAAGCGUCGCGGUAAUCG